AUGGUCUCUUUCUACCGGACCGCCGUCAUUGCGGCCACUGCCUUUCAGGGCGCUAAGGCUUGGGGUGUUUUGGGCCACGCCACCGUCGCGUACAUUGCCCAACACUACCUGACCAACGACACUGCGGUUUGGGCCCAAGGUGUUCUUGGAGACACGUCUGACUCGUACCUUGCCAAUAUUGCCUCGUGGGCCGACCAAUACCGCGCCACAACGGCUGGCAAGUGGUCGGCCCCGCUGCACUUCAUCGACGCCGAGGACAACCCGCCCUCGUCGUGCAGCGUCGACUAUCAACGCGACUGUGGCAGCAAGGGCUGCUCCGUCUCCGCCAUUGCCAACUACACGCAGCGCGUCAGCGACGGCCGCCUGAGCGCGCCCCAUGUCACCGAGGCGCUCAAGUUCCUCGUGCAUUUCCUCGGUGACGUCACCCAGCCACUGCACGACGAGGCGUACGAGGUCGGCGGCAAUGACAUCAAGGUCACCUUUGACGGGUACUCGGACAACCUGCACGCCGACUGGGACACGUACAUUCCGCAGAAAAAGGUCGGCGGCAGCAAGUUGACGGACGCGCAGUCGUGGGCGGGCGCGCUCGUCGCCGAGAUUGACUCGGGCGACUUGAAGGCGCAGGCGGCGGGCUGGAUCGCGGGUGACAGCGUCGCGGAUCCGAUUACUUCGGCCACGCGCUGGGCGUCCGACGCCAACGCGUACGUGUGCUCGGUCGUCAUGCCCAGCGGCGCCGCGGCGCUUCAGCAGGGCGACUUGUACCCGGACUACUACAACUCGGUCAUUGGCACGGUCGAGCUGCAGAUUGCCAAGGGCGGCUACCGCCUCGGAAACUGGCUGAAUACCAUUUACAGCAGCAAGAUUGCGAAGCGCAGCGUCGAUGAUGCUUCCCUGCCUGACUUGUCCGGGCGCGAUCUGUUGCCCGCUGACCGCCCGAUGAGCCGCGCGAAGCUAGCCAGAGAGGCCAUGGGCGAGACUUGCUGCACUCACAAUCACUGA
Messenger RNA from Cordyceps militaris CM01, 999 nucleotides. Its product is annotated as nuclease PA3, putative. The record is from RefSeq and is a predicted model, not a curated record. The coding region runs from base 1 to 999 and encodes 332 amino acids. Gene Ontology annotation, biological process: DNA catabolic process. The transcript is spliced from 2 exons. Gene Ontology annotation, molecular function: endonuclease activity; nucleic acid binding. NCBI's taxonomy places the organism in Eukaryota, Fungi, Ascomycota, Sordariomycetes, Hypocreales, Cordycipitaceae.